Messenger RNA from Tigriopus californicus, 2751 nucleotides. Its product is annotated as PHAF1 protein CG7083-like. NCBI's taxonomy places the organism in Eukaryota, Metazoa, Arthropoda, Copepoda, Harpacticoida, Harpacticidae. The coding region runs from base 429 to 1817 and encodes 462 amino acids. The record is from RefSeq and is a predicted model, not a curated record. Gene Ontology annotation, biological process: Golgi to plasma membrane protein transport. The transcript is spliced from 6 exons. Gene Ontology annotation, cellular component: trans-Golgi network.
CAGAUCUGCUAUCCUGUACAGUGCCUCCAGUCAGAGAAAGAGAGACGAGUGUAACAACGAAUUGACAGGGAACUAAGUGAACUACCCACCUCCCUACUAACUAUUGGGCGAGCACCCAGCGGUGAUCCAAAUCUACGGCUAGACGCACACCCACCCAUUGGUCUUGGGCUAGUUGGAGGGCGUGCCCGAUCAGGCCACUCUGCUGAAUCCAGCUCUCCAGGCUCUUCUUUUGGGUGGAGGGAGAACGAAGGAAAAUGGCGUAAUUUGAUCGACUAGUUGGAUCAAUCGAUGGCUGCCUGCUCUAGGAUUGACUAAUUGUUGGGGCCCAUUGGACGGUGGACCGCUCAGCACCCGCACCCGCCAUUGUCGCCGUGUUUGGGAUCUGUGGAUCUGCGGAUCUGCGGGCGGUGAUUGGGAUUGCCAGCGUGAUGUUAGAGCUCGACGUUUUGCCGGAGCAUGGACUCUAUAGUGAUCAAAUUGAAUUCAUUCUGGGCAUGCACUUCAGCCAUGCCGUGGCCUCGAUUCAGGCCUUGGUGGGUUGUGUCAAGGGUGUCCAGAUCUUGUACAGUGAUGUAGAUGCCUUGAACGUGGACCUCGUGGUCAACCUGACUCAAGAUGGUAUUCACCUGGUCUUUGAUCCGGUCACCCAACGGCUCAAAGUGAUUGAGGUUUACGAUCUUGCCUUGCUCAGACUAAAAUAUGGAGAUAUUCUAUUUAAUUGCCCCGAAGUGGCGCCCACCAUUGAACAAAUCGACCAAACCUUUGGAGCCACGCAUCCCGGUGUCUACGACGACGAAAAACAGGCUUUCACCUUGACAUUUCGCGGGUUAGCCUUCGAGUUCCCGGCUGACACCAAGUUCCAACCUACAUACGCUGGAAUUCGACAAAAGUUGGGUCAACUUCAAUUUCCACCUGGCGAGAGCCCUCACGUGUCCAAGAUGUCCAUUUAUUGCGGCAACAGCUUGUCGGAAUGCUCUGCCCCUUCGUUGCCCUUGCCACGGUAUCCCACCCUUUAUCAAGAUGGUCUCGAGAUCAUUCGCCGACAACGUCAAACCCUGGGCAUUCGUAUUCGUUUGGUUUCCGUGCCCAAUCUAGACGAGGGCGAUCGAAGUCCCACGGGAUCAGCCGGAGGAGGAGGAGGAGGAGGAGGAGGAGGCAGAGGUGCUGUUUCUUCUAGUGUGGAAAAUGUGGGUGGUGAGAGAGCGUGUCUGGAUUACCCUACCCCGCGAGAGAUUUACUUUGGAGAUUCGGUGCAAGAUGUGAUUGCGGCUGUGGGUGCACCCGCUCGGAUAUUCUAUAAAGCCGAAGAUAAAAUGAAGAUCCAUUCCCCCAAUGCGCACAAGAAGGCGGCCACCCAGAAAUCCGACUAUUUUUAUAAUUACUUCACGCUCGGAUUUGAUGUUCUGUUCGAUGCCAAGCGGAAUGCGGUCAAGAAAUUUGUCCUGCACACAAACUACCCAGGACACUACAACUUUAACAUGUACCAUCGUUGCCAAUUCGAGUUGCCACUUUAUCAGGAGAACUCAAGUUCAGGGACCCAACAAUACAUCUCAACUACCCCCAUCACCGUCACAGCCUUCUCCAAAUGGGAGGAAAUCUCGGACAAGAUGAAGCCGAGCGAGCGACCCGUGGUUCUGAACCGCGCCUCCUCCACCAACACCACCAAUCCCUUUGGCUCCACCUUCUGCUACGGCUAUCAAGACAUCAUUUUUGAGGUCAUGCCCAACGGACACCUAGCCAGCCUCACUCUGUACGCAUUGGAUGGAGGUCGACGAGGUCGGAGGUCUUUGGGAGAAUUCCAGGGCCUAGAGGCGUGACGGUGGGUCUCUCCCGAGGCUAUGGAGGAACUGAAAGCAAUCGGGAGAUCCAUUCUCGUUCCCGUGACCUGAGAACAAUGUAGACAGUGUACUGCCUGCUUGAUCGAGUGAUGUUGAUAUCCAAGAUCUCGUCGGAAAGAUGAAGAUGAAUCAAUCAGGCUUCGAAGCCUUAAACAAGCUCUUAUAAUUAGAGUUUUGCCCUUUGCUUGUCCUGGACCCUUGGGGUUUGUCCCUGCCGAUAAAAUAUCCUCUAGGCGAGAAUUGUUCCACAAAGCACUACCUUAUCUCCCGAUCGCGAAUAACAUCUUUCUUUCGAUCGGUUUCUUUCCUUCUCUGCUUUUCUCUUCACAUGUUUACGUAUACAAUAACUAAGCAUGAUAGACAUUGAGUUGAAAAAAUGCUAGUUGCCUCGCGAAGAAGCCCUUUGUUCUGAUCCCCUUUCUGCAAAUCUACAAAUGACACAAAUAUAAUGGGAACUAUAUCCCUUGCAUUGUUUUGGUUCCAAUGACACAUUCACUUGCUAUGUCUUCACAUGAUAAAAAUACAUUCUGGAAAAACCUCAUAAAAAUUUAAAAAACAACCAUUAAAAACCUCUAUCCUUUUGUCACAUCGAGUUGUGCAAAAACAAAAAAGAACCACUCUCAUUGUGUAGAGUGGAAUUCAUAACAUGAUCUUGUUCAGCAUGGGUAACCAACGGAAGGUUGGAAUGCUCGUUCAUCAUUUGAGUGGUGGAGUAGUAUUUUACUUGAAUCGCUCUUGCAUACUUCCCUAUGUUUACACCUUCGUUCAGUAACAAUAAUAAUAAUGAUAAUAUUGGUUCUUUUGCCAAGAGCAUUUGCUUACUUAAAUCUGGCAACGUUCCCUAGUUUGCAUACUUUUGAUCCCACGAAAAUCAAAUCCGAAAUAGCUGUGACAUCAACCCAUUUUUCAUUGC